Messenger RNA from Scatophagus argus, 790 nucleotides. RefSeq names its product SIVA1, apoptosis-inducing factor (gene siva1). The record is from RefSeq and is a predicted model, not a curated record. Lineage: Eukaryota; Metazoa; Chordata; Actinopteri; Scatophagidae. Gene Ontology annotation, biological process: extrinsic apoptotic signaling pathway. Gene Ontology annotation, molecular function: CD27 receptor binding. The transcript has 4 exons. The coding region runs from base 71 to 583 and encodes 170 amino acids.
GCGGCCUGUCUUGCAGUUUUCCCGCAACAAACAAGUGUUGAAGAACACGGGGGGAGUUUUCGCAUCGAAAAUGCCGAAACGAGCUUGUCCUUUUCCUGAAACCUUCUCUUCCCAAUACAAAAUACAUAUCGGACAACAGGAGCUGAAUAAUUACGGUGUGUUUGGGAAUAAAUACAAGCAAGAAAUCUACGAAAAGACAAAGAAUCUGCUCUUCAAAGGUGCCAAGGCUAUGAUGGGCAAAAUAUGGACUGGGGAGGAGAAGUACGCCGUCCCUCAGCCCACUGGACAACUUGAAGCUCCUGCAUGCGGCCAGGCACUCUUAAAAGGACAGACACUGAUUGGACAUGAUGGGAGACUGACGAGAGCAAACGCUGCACAAGGUGUGGCUGUGGCUCCUGCAGGCUGCUGUGUUUGUCAGAAGAGCCAGGGGUCCAGGACAUCAUGCUCUCAAUGUGACCGUCUAGCCUGUUCCUCCUGUACCCGACAGUGCUCCAGCUGCUCCAGUCUCUGCUGCUCCAUCUGUACUAUCACAGAUUACAGUGGGCAAUAUGAUGAAAUACUGUGCUGCAGCUGCUCAACGUAGAGGAAGACCAAAGAUCAAGAGUUUAGUUUGAAUUGUAGUUGCCUUAUAUGAGAUAUUACUAUGACUGCAUUUUAUACCUGUGAUUUUUUGUGUGUGUGUGUGUGAGAGAGAGAGAGAGAGAGAGUGAGAGAGAGAGAUGUAAAUGUUUUUGUAUAUAUGUAUUGCAUUCCAAAGGUAAUUGAAAUAAACUUUUGUAUACAGUUAAAA